Molecule: messenger RNA, 1851 nt
Organism: Peromyscus maniculatus bairdii (prairie deer mouse)
Lineage: Eukaryota; Metazoa; Chordata; Mammalia; Rodentia; Cricetidae
Gene: Prss38
Product: serine protease 38
Biological process (GO): proteolysis
Molecular function (GO): serine-type endopeptidase activity
Source: RefSeq, a predicted model, not a curated record
CCCCAGUGCUGGGAUUAAAGGCAUGCACCACCAUGACCAGCUGGAAUCCUCCCUUGAGAGGGAAAGGACUGUAGGAACUUGUCAAAAUUUGAAGAAGGAGUCGGUUUUACUAUAUAUAAACAAAGAUUUAAUUUCUUAAAAAAAGGUUUUGAUAGCAGAUGGUGCAUGUGUAAAGAGUAAUAAUUAGACAGAUCUGAGUCUGCCGUGGAGAGAGCGAAAAGCACUGGGGUGUGUAACAGAAUUCUCCCACAGAACCUGUAUAUCCAGGUCUGACCACGGUGCGUGUGCUCUGGGGGUGGGGGUUUCACGGGUCCCUUCUACAUGCUGUCAGUUGAUAGGUCCCUUCAUCUGCUGAGGACGGUUACCCGCUGAGGACAUCAUCAAAUAUGCAGGCCAAGGUACUGUUGCCUGUGCCUGAGGUGAGGUCAGGCAUCCUGAACUGCGUGGGGUCCACAGGCUCAGGCUCUCUGUCUACAUCCACCUCUCACUAGCUCAAAGUCACCUGCUGGGGGCGCCACCAACGCAUCCAGAACCUAGUCGUCACGUGUCCAGCUUGUGGCCUCACGGGGAGGAGGGGCAAUGUCACAUUUCCUAGUCGGCUGCCCCACCCUCUCCUGCUGGGCUGCGCCUGCGGCUUCAUGGCCGCCCCCACUUCCGGCCCAGGCCCCUUGGGAUCGCUGCUGCUUCUACUCCUGCUGGCUACCCCAACAUGGGUCGCAUCGAUCAGUCACCCACACGCUAAAAGCCAGGAAAAUUCAUUGAGCAGUGACGUGGCCUGUGGACAGCCAGUUCUGCAGGGCAAGAUCGUGGGUGGAAUGCCAGCCCCCUUUCAGAAAUGGCCGUGGCAGGUCAGCCUGCAUUACUCUGGCCUACACGUCUGCGGUGGCUCCAUCCUCAAUGCCUACUGGGUGCUGACAGCAGCACACUGCUUUAACAGGGAGAAGAGGAUUGAGACCUUUGAUGUGUACGUGGGCAUCAGCAACCUCGACAUGGCCACCAGAUACACGCAGUGGUUUGAGCUUAACCAGGUGAUCAUGCACCCCACGCAUGCGCUGUUUCACCCUGCUGGAGGGGACGUGGCGCUCGUGCAGCUGAAGAGCCCCAUCGUCUUCUCCGAUGCCGUGCUCCCAAUUUGCUUGCCGCCUUCCAACCUGAACCUCAGCAAUUUGUCUUGCUGGACCACUGGAUGGGGACUGGCUACCCAGGAAGGUGACAGUGUGAAACAGCUACAGGAAAUCCAGUUGCCACUGAUCCCCAAGCUCCAGUGCCAGCUGCUCUAUGGAUUUACAUCUUACUUCCUGCCAGAAAUGUUCUGUGCUGGGGACAUCAAGAAUGUGAAGAAUGUGUGUGAGGGUGACUCCGGCGGCCCACUGGUAUGUAAGCUGAACCAGACCUGGCUGCAGAUUGGAAUAGUGAGCUGGGGCCGUGGAUGCAUCCAUCCCCUGUACCCAGGGGUGUAUGCCAAUGUCUCCUACUUUUUGAACUGGAUCCGUUAUCAUGUGGAGAACACACCCACUCCUCCUCAGCUGCAUCCCUCCUUCUCUUCAUCCCCAAGAGCCAUCCUCAGCAUUUUUGUGAACAUGCUGGCUAGCCUGUUGGUGUUGUGAGGACAGAGACACCCACCCGCUGGGGCAGCCUGUUCCUAUCCUCUGUAGCUCUCCAACCCUCCCCUAGCCACCUUGUGCCUUGAAGCCAGGACACUUGUCCCAGACUCUAAGUCUGUAAAAGGCUGAGCAAAAGAAAUGGAGAGGGUCAGAGAUGGGCCAGGAGGGAGAGUUGGGGGACAGCUAGGGUGAGCCAAGAUCUUGGGCUCUACCCAGUCAAACUUAUUAAACAUUUGUGAAACAAGUG